Messenger RNA from Syzygium oleosum, 2168 nucleotides. RefSeq names its product auxin-responsive protein IAA6-like. The record is from RefSeq and is a predicted model, not a curated record. Gene Ontology annotation, biological process: regulation of DNA-templated transcription. Bases 785 to 1891 code for a protein of 368 amino acids. Gene Ontology annotation, cellular component: nucleus. NCBI's taxonomy places the organism in Eukaryota, Viridiplantae, Streptophyta, Magnoliopsida, Myrtales, Myrtaceae. The transcript has 6 exons. Gene Ontology annotation, molecular function: protein binding.
AGGGGUCAUCUUUUUAAGACCCUUUUAAGGGGGGAGGUCAGACACAGCACGCUUUGCUUGUUGAGCUGAACAAUCCAACGUUUAUUUAGGGGACGUGGCCAGGGUUGCGUGCCUAGUGCUCUCAAAAUUCCAUUUUUUCCUGUUCUGGGUUUUUCGGGCAAAGGGAAUCUUUAUCAUCUUCCGUUCCUCUUUUCUCUCUUGCCCCUUCUUCUUCUUCAUCUAAACAAAUCACCCUCCCUUUACAAUAUACCUUCCUAUCUCGCAGAAAGAUAAGAGAGAGAGAGAGAGAGAGAGAGAGAGGAGGUGAACCCACUAAGCGUGCCAAUAAUAAAAACCAAAGUCAUAUAUCAUUCCUCCCUAUCAUAGCUCCCUUUAUUUGCUUUUGGGAGAGUGUUGAUCAUUAUUAGGUUUUUUUCUCUUUCGCUUUUGCUUGGUGGGGUUCUGUAUCUGUUCUUCUGGGGUUGGUUAUAAGAACCUAAGAGAUGGGUGGUUUUUUCAGUUUGUGCUCCCUGUGUUUUCCCUCGAGUGUUUGAGUUUCUGAAAGGCUGUCUCCUUCUUGAUACCUGGUUGAUGCUUUUGGCUGGUUUUAAGGAUGUGUGUCUUCGUGACUUUUUGCUUUGGUUGAGUACCUACAAUUCCUAGAUAGGUAAGUCUGAAAGUUUCUAUUUGGCUUUGGCUUGUUAUCUUUCUGGCUUCCUAGCUCAAUCCAUUGAAACAAGCACGUUCUUUUUUGUGGUACCUCCUUCAACCAGUCACUUUAAGUCUCUCUUCUGUGUGGUAGCAUAUGGAAGGAGUUUCAGGAAAUGGGGUGGCCUGUCCUCAACUGCUGGAUUUGAUGUCCAAUAACAGAGAAUGGCUUGUGAUGAUUGAUGAAGCCAAAGCUCGUGGUUCUACAGAAGAGAAAAAGCUGGAGCUCAGGCUUGGUCCACCAGGCACUGAUGACUGGUUCAACCAAAAACAGGACAUGAACGGCAAGGGAAGAGACGAGGCACUCCUUUCCUUCUGCCACUUCCCUUCCAUGGCCUCCACACAAAUCGCCACCAACAAUGGUGGACACCAAGCCCAAAAGUUUGGCUCCUCAGAAGCUCUGGCAUCUCCAUGGACCGGUACAAAUUACAAAGAGAAUUGCCAAAAACUGCAAGAGCAAGAGCAGAUGAAGCCACCCAGGUCAUAUUACCAGUUCCCAUCAACAAUCUCUCAGAGCAAGAACUUGCCUUUCUUGCCUAAGGAGGCUUCACAGCCCAACUGCAGCAAUAAAGGGAUGAACUUGCAAGAUUCAGGAAUGAAGAAGGCAUUUUCACAAGCCUCUGUCUCUGCUGCAAAUACAGCUGUUCCCAGUGUCUCUCAGAAAAGAACUGCGCCAGGUCCCGUGGUGGGUUGGCCUCCGAUUCGCUCAUUCAGGAAAAACAUAACCAGCAACAGUUCCACCAAACCAUCUCCUGAGCCUCAAAAUGAGACCCCAAACAAGGUUGCCAGGGAAGACAAGCCCGUCGAAACCUGCGAAAGGAAGGGCAUGUUUGUGAAGAUCAACAUGGAUGGUGUCCCCAUUGGAAGGAAAGUCGAUCUCAAAGCCUAUGAUAGCUAUGAGAAGCUCUCAUCUGCUGUUGAUGAACUCUUCAGAGGCCUUCUUGCAGCCCAAAAAGAUUCCUCAGCUGGUGGAAUCAGCAAGAAGCAAGAGGAAGAGAAACCAAUUGCAGGUGUAUUGGACGGGAGAGGGGAAUAUACUCUUGUUUAUGAGGAUAAUGAAGGAGACAGGAUGCUUGUUGGGGAUGUGCCAUGGCACAUGUUUGUAUCCACCGUCAAGCGAUUGCGGGUGCUGAAAAGCUCUGAAGUUUCUGCAAUGUGCCUGGGUACCAAGCAUGGCAAGAAUAGCCAUGAGAUGAAGAACUAAUCAGAGGAUUUUUUUCAUGAAGGAUUUCCUGAGGAAGAGAAGACACUAUCUGUGUUCAUGUUUGACAUUUGACUUGAGAUCUUUGAUCAAUGAGAAGUAAAAAAUUAUCUGUGAGCUAACUGUGUAGAAUUUCCAAAGCAAGUCGAUUCGAGAGGGUCGUUUGGGUUUGCUCUUGUUGGAGAUCCUCUUAGUUUUGUAAAAAGACUGCAGGAACUGGUUUUGGGUUCAUGUAAUAUUGAAUGCUACAUUAUGUGAGAGAUUUUCAGAUACUUUCCAA